AAUAGAUUUAUUUUAUAGAUGGUGUUAUAGUUUUUUGUAAAUACAAAAGGGAAAAUAUGAAAUAGAUGCAUUGCUUUAAAGAUCUUACACAUUCCUUUAGGAGACAUAAGAACCAACACAGAGCACGUUAAUGCGAAACUAAAUAUAGUGAUUUAUAGUGCAUUCUACACGAAGAGGAUAUUUUGGUGCCAACUAGAUCUAGGUUUAUAUGCCUAGUUUUCUCAUCUCUGUGGGAAAUGGAUUAUCUAGAAGAAAAAUGCUUCAUUGAUGAAGGGGAAGCUAUUCUCAACAAAAAGGCUGUUUAUGAGCCAACGAAGGGCCAACGCUUUAGACAAGUGGUCUGCUCCAAGGGCUGGGCCAUAUGCAUUUUGCUAAUAAUGGGAGCAGUUAUGGUAGCUGUAGCCGUCAUCGCUGCCUUUGCCAGACCAGCUUCAAUACAGACGUCAAAUUCUUGCAAGCCAUCACCCUCUUCCGAGGAUUCAAUUGGGGGGAGCACUGUUGGCCCAGAAAACGAGACUCCUCAGACGUACAUUGCCACCAACGGCCAGGUUUUCCCUUGGAAGGACCUCAGACUUCCGAGAACCAUUAAACCCCUCUCCUACCACAUCUUCCUGCAUCCGAACCUCUCAGAGUCGUACUUCGCUGGCUGGGUCCAGAUGAACCUGCAUGUCCUGGAAGACACCAACUACAUCGUCUUUCACUCCCAUGAGCUGAAUCUGUCGAGUGUGACCUUGCACGAGAGGCAGCCCGGCGGAGGGGAGGAGCUGGGCCGGGAGCUGAGGGUGGUGCAGGAGCUGGAGUACACCAGGAACAACCAGUACUAUGUGCGAGUGGACUCUUUGCUGAGAGCGGGGCUUCUUUUGCAGCUAAACGUCAGUUUCAGGGGCUCGUUGGAAAGUUUGAGCAGGAUGAGUGGUUUCUAUAAGAGCACUUACACUGUGAAAGAGGAGACUAGAUACAUGGCCAGCACACAGUUUGAAGCAACAUUUGCCCGUAGCGCCUUUCCUUGUUUUGACGAGCCCGAGUUGAAAGCUAAUUUCUCCAUGUCCAUUGUGAGGAGCCCCCAACACAUCUCUCUAUUUAACACACGCCUGAUAGAAACCAAACCGUACGGGGACUCCCUGUGGCUGGACGUGUAUGAGGACUCAGUCAAGAUGAGCACUUACCUGGUGGCCUAUGUCAUCUGUGAUUUCAAAAACAUUUCUAAAACGACAAAAGAUAAUGUGCAGGUCAGACUAUUUGCACCUGAAGACAAGAUUUACAUGGGCCAGUAUGCUCUGAAUGCGGCAGUUACAGUUUUGGAGUAUUACAACUCCUUCUUUGGCAUACACUACCCAUUGUCUAAGUUAGAUCUUAUAGCUGUUCCAAACUUUGCUGCUGGUGCCAUGGAGAACUGGGGACUGAUCACAUACAGAGACACCUCCAUCCUGUACGACCCUGCCAAGUCGACAGAGAGUACCAAAAUGUGGGUGACCUUAGUUGUGGCUCACGAGCUGGCUCACCAGUGGUUUGGUAAUCUGGUCACUAUGAAGUGGUGGAAUGACCUGUGGCUCAAUGAAGGCUUUGCAACUUAUGUGGAGUAUAUUGGAGCUGAUCAAGUAGACAAAGAUUUUCAAAUGAUGGAUUCCUUCAUGAUGCCUUUUAGCGGAGCCCAACAUCUGGACAGUCUGAUUACAUCCCAUCCAAUAGAAGUCGAGGUGCAAGAUCCAGCUGAAGUAGAUGCCUUGUUUGAUAAAAUUUCUUAUGACAAGGGAGCGUGCCUGAUUCGUAUGCUGCAGCAUUUCAUUGGUGAGGACAAGUUUAAAACUGGACUUAGCAACUAUCUCAAGUCUCAUGCCUAUGAUAAUGCCCAAACUCAGGAUUUAUGGGAUGCCAUGGACUCUGUGUCUACAAAUCCACAAGGUUUGAAGGUCUCCAUGGUGAUGGACACGUGGACAAAGCAGAUGGGCUACCCAGUGGUGACUGUGACCAGAGAACAGGACUACCUGGUACUAAAGCAAGACAGGUUUCUGAUGAUGGACAACUUUGAGAAUAAGUCUUUGAAGUCAGACAAAUCUCCCUUCAACUACACUUGGUAUAUACCAUUCACCUACAAAACAUCAAGCAACCCAAAUAAGUCUCACCUUGUCUGGAUGAAGCGGGGCUCUGCCACAGAGAAGCUGCCAGACAGCUCGGCCAUUUGGAUCAAGGGCAACGUGGAUACUUAUGGCUACUAUCGCGUGAACUAUGACAAAGACGGCUGGCAGGCCAUUAUCCAGCAGCUGAAGACCAACCAUUCAGUGUUCUCAAUCACGGACAAAGUCGGGCUCUUCAAUGAUGCCUUCUCUUUAGCCAGGACAGGUCUGAUCAGUUACACAGUCCCACUGGACAUGACCAAGUAUCUAAUCAACGAGAGCAACUACUUUGUCUGGGAGGAGGUCCUGACUAACAUGUACUUUGUCUGCAACCAGUUAAAACUAGAAGAGGAGCUUGACCUACUUCAGACUUUCGUUCUCUCCCUGGCACAGCAUCUGAUUGAUGAGCUCGGCUGGGCAGACACAGGCAAACAUUUAACAAAAAAACUGAGAGCUUCCAUGAUUUAUUUGUCACUCACUAUGAACUACCAGCCUGUGAUGAAUGAAGCCUACAGACAGUUUAUACAAUGGACCAUUGACAAAGAUUUCCACAUCCACAGUGAUCUGAGGGGUGCCGUGUACUCCACUGGCCUGAAGAAUAGCACCAAGGAAGUAUGGGACCAGGUCAUGGAGAGAUACCUGACUGCCAACAUUCCUUCAGAGAAGAUCCUCCUGCUGUCUUCAUUAGCUGCCAGCACCAACUCCAGGAUUUUACAAAUACUUCUUGAGUACAGUUUAGAUGAUUCAAAAGUCAAGUCUCAAAGUACCACAGAUGUACUGAGCAGUGUUGCUGCCAAUGAUAAUGGGCUUUUGCUGACUUGGAGAUUUGUAAGGGAGCGCUGGGAUAUCAUAUUUGAAAGAUAUGGUGAGAGUUCCUUCCUCCUGUCAGACAUCAUCAAAUCAGUCAUCCAGCCAUUUAAUUCACAGUUUGAUUAUGAUGAGGUUGUUGCAUUUUUUAAGAACAGAGACUUGGGUUCUGGGAAGAUGGCCUUGCGUCAGGCAUUAGAAGUGGUGCAGAGCCAUAUAGUUUGGGUCAAACGAAACAUGCAGACAGUCAAAGACUGGCUCAAAGCCAAUGUGAAAAAAAGUAAAAAUAAGAUUAUGUGAUCAACGCUAAUGCAAUGGCAUUCAUCAAAAUACUUAAAACAGUAAUAAAUAUCUGAUUUUUGAGAUUAUUGUUGUGUUAUAUCAACUGGGAAUUGAAUCUUGUUUUAUUUUUUUUUACAAAUUGUGUUUUUUUUUCCAACCUGCCAAAUUUUGUAUUAUUGUGAAGCAACAAAAAUGUUUUUGUGAUAAUUGGUUGUUAAUAUUUUUGUUUUGUUUUCCAAAAAAUUGUUAGUAGAAAAUAAAUCAAUUAAUGUUUUGUUAAUUUUCUGUCCGAUAUUGGUGUCACUUCUAACCAUAUCCUCAAAAUUAAAUCAAUUUAGUACUGCACAACAGAACUUUCAGAUGCCACCCCCCCCCCCUCUGCUGCCACUUCUUCUUUUAAUGGCAGGCUUUUUAAGGUUAUUUACCAAAAGUGGUAAUUGAUUUGAAUUGCUUCCAAUGGCAUGGGUCUCAAAUAGCCUCUGACAACCAGUCCCAACUUCUGGCCUUCACAUGUAGCUCAGAUAUCUAGUGUCUAAACCAAAAAGCUUCUGGCAUCAGGAGGGGCUAGUUAACUUCUGCUACACUCUGAGUAGCAGCUGAUCUCUGAUUGUAUUGGCUAUUGCUGUUCCUUUGGUCCCAACAGCUGGUGAAGAGGAGGGAACUGCUGUUUGGGGAAAAACAUUCUGACCAUAGCCAUUGCAUUGGCUCUUGUCCUCCACAAAAUGAGCCAUAGUCAAGAGCACUGAAGGAGGCCUAUGGUUUUAAAACCAACGCCCCCACCCCACACACACAAACCUAUUAGACUUCCACUUCAUUUCGUUUGUAGCACAUUGCUUCAGCCUCGUUACAAGUUUUCCAUUAUAGGGAUACAGUCAGUGGUGUAGUUAGGAAUUUAUCAUCAUUUGGGGCCGGGGGAGGGGGGGGCGACCUCUUUGGGGGCCCCUGCAUUCUGCGUAAUACAUAAUAUUUAAUGUAAAAAAACACUAAUUUGGGGGCCUGGGGUGAUUUUCAAAUUCUCUGACACCCCCCCCCCCCCAACCAACCAUCCUAGCUACGCCUCUGGAUACAGUUGUUUUUUAUUUAUUUUUAUUUAAAUAGUUAAAAUUGUUCAGUGUUACUUAAACUAUCUUAUUCAAACUGUUUUUUUUUUUUUCUCUCAAAUUUUUAUUUUUGUAAUGCAAGUUGUUUAAUCUUUAGAGAUAAAGAAAAAAAAAAUUUUUCUUCACUUGAUAAACAAAAUUUGUAAUCUUUAUUGAUAAAGAACAUAAAAAAAUUUUGUUUUUCUUGUUAAACAAAAUUUGUGAUAAAGUACAAAAAAAAUAUUUUUUUCUUCACUUGUAAAACAAAAUUUCUAAUCUUAAUAUAAUUAAUUGAUAAAGAAAAAAAUAUUAUUUUUUUUCUUCACUUGUUAAGCAAAAAAAAUGUUUUUGUAGCAUCUUCUAUCCUUACUAUACUGAAGUAAGACCUGAAAGUAUAGAUCAUUUUCAUUUCCUUACAAACACCUUACAUACUUAUCUUUUCUCAUGCAUAUUCUUUACAUUCAUAUACCUUUUUUUACUUACAUACACCUCACUGAUUCAUUAUAAUGUUUGUAAUGUAUCAUUUUUUGAAGUCGAUUACAAUUUUUAAUGACAAAACAUAGACAUUUCUUGUACUACUGUGUUUUAAAUCAUAUUUUAUAGAAAAUUUGAUCUAAAUGAUAUGAACUUGAAAUGUUGCCAGUUAGGACAGACAGUGUCUCUGCCUGAAACAUAAUAAGCCAAAUAUUUAUAAGUUUAAAAAAAAGAUACUGAUUCAAUUUUUUUUUUUGCUUUUGGUGUCUUUUUUUCAAAAUAAUAGGACACUGACAUUUUGUUUUAACCUAAUAUAAUGUGAUAAUGAUGUUUUUGAUGAAUGUAUGAAGAUGUUUAUUUGUCAAAAUGUUUCAUUGUCAAUUUGUUACAUUGUUUUAGAUGUCAAUCAUUUUUCUCCAUGCCCUAAAACUUGUUCUUAAAAUGCGAAGAAAUCAGCCUGCUGGUGCUAUGGCAGGUAACUUGUUCUUGCAGUUGGGCUCUAAGUCCAUACACUGAAACCACUAGAUGUAUAAUUAUUUAAAGUUUGACAUUGAUACCCUAAGACUUAACUUUUUUUCUUUUUAAAUUUAACCCUAUCAGGCCUUAACCCCCCCCUCCCCCCCCAAUUUUCCCUUAUGCCUGAACUUCUGAGGGUCAUGCCCCCACUUUCUUACUUUCAGGCUCUAGAUCUAAUAAAAAAUCACAAUUUUUUCUUAUCAAUUGAGCCCUUACAGUCUCUUUCAGUUCAAGUAAAUACAUUCAUCCUAAUGAAAUUCUGACUCCUAAGUCUAAAUCAACCAAAAUAUCAAUCAACUUUUGGCUUAUUAUAAACUUAGACCUUCCAUUUACAUGCCUAGUUCAUGUUAAUUGCAAAUUUAUUUUAUACAAAAAACCACACCAAUUCUAUGUAAUUAUAGGGUGCAGACAUUUGAAAUGGCUGAACAUGUAUUUAAUUACAAUCGGUUAUUUUUAGAUUAUGACACAUUUUUUCAUGUAAUUACUUUGUACUGAAAAAAUAGGCACAGUGCAUUCUCACAGUGUCUGUAAAACCAUUGUCACUGAAGCUGUGUAUGACUGUCCCCCCAGUACUUUAAUUUCUAUGAAUGUACUUACAAGAUAAACAUGAUAUCUUACUGUAAAUAUUUUAUGUCCUGUUUUCAUUUUUUUAAAAGUUUAUACUCAGAUAAAAGCACAGUUAUAAUAUGUUGCAAAAUGUUCCACUCUGUAAAAGAUUGUAAAACACUAUACAAAAGCUUUAUGAUACAGUCAAAUCUCAUCAAAUACAUUGUUAGUUUCAAGUGUAUUUGUUAUCCCCUCAUGACCACUGGCAGUAAGGCCUAUGAUCACAUGGAUCUGUUGGAAACAAACCGCUGGCAGUAAGGCCUGUGAUCACAUGGAUCUGUUGGAAACAAACCACUGGCAGUAAGGCCUGUGAUCACUUGGAUCUGUUGGAAACAAACCGCUGGCAGUAAGGCCUGUGAUCACUUGGAUCUGUUGGAAACAAACCGCUGGCAGUAAGGCCUGUGAUCACAUGGAUCUGUUGGAAACAAACCGCUGGCAGUAAGGCCUGUGAUCACAUGGAUCUAUUAGAAACAAACCGCUGGCAGUAAGGCCUGUGAUCACAUGGAUCUGUUGGAAACAAACCGCUGGCAGUAAGGCCUGUGAUCACAUGGAUCUGUUGGAAACAAAACUGCUGGCAGUAAGGCCUGUGAUCACAUGGAUCUGUUGGAAACAAACCGCUGGCAGUAAGGCCUGUGAUCACAUGGAUCUGUUGGAAACAAACCGCUGGCAGUAAGGCCUGUGAUCACAUGGAUCUGUUGGAAACAAAACCGCUGGCAGUAAGGCCUGUGAUCACAUGGAUCUGUUGGAAACAAAACCGCUGGCAGUAAGGCCUGUGAUCACAUGGAUCUGUUGGAAACAAACCGCUGGCAGUAAGGCCUGUGAUCACAUGGAUCUGUUGGAAACAAACCGCUGGCAGUAAGGCCUGUGAUCACAUGGAUCUGUUGGAAACAAAACCGCUGGCAGUAAGGCCUGUGAUCACAUGGAUCUGUUGGAAACAAACCGCUGGCAGUAAGGCCUGUGAUCACAUGGAUCUGUUGGAAACAAAACCGCUGGCAGUAAGGCCUGUGAUCACAUGGAUCUGUUGGAAACAAAACCGCUGGCAGUAAGGCCUGUGAUCACAUGGAUCUGUUGGAAACAAAUAGCGCAAGAAAACAUCAACUGUUGUGGUGAGAUUUGACUGUCACUAGUCAUGAGAAAAAUUAUUUUUAUCUUUGUAUCUGCAUGAAGUGUCUGCUGAUUUAACUUUGUGCUGAUAAUGAUGUGUCAACAUUCCCUUGUUUUUUUGUUUUUUUUUGUUGCACGUAUACAGCUAACACUAAAUAUCUUGUUUUAUUUUGUUUGAUACAGAAGAUAUUCGAUUAUUUCUACAUACUGUGGUCUCAUUUUUGUUUAUAUCAUAGUAUCAAAACCAUUUCAUUUACACUAAUUAUAUUUUUUUGUUGAAAACAAUUUGUUUAUCAGCUACUUUCCCAAACUAAUGAGUUGCACACUUUUAUUGCUUCAUUUAUGAGCAUUGCUGUUGUGAACCACUAAUUACAGUAUCCCUCAUUCUAACUAUUUGCAUGACACUAAGUCCUACACCAAAGAGAAGGAUAUAGUUGUUUACUUACUUUUUCACAGCAUUGGGAACACUACACACAAUUACUAAACCUUUUGAAAAUCUCAUGUUUUAACAAAUAUUUUUGUAUUAGUUACAUUUAAUGAAUCUUGUUUCCUUACAAUAUUUUUUUCUCAAAUAUACUUUUUUUUAACAUGUAAAGCUUCUUUUUUUGUGAUACUAUUCAGUGUAUAAGAACUUGGUCAAAUCUUAGAAUCCUAUAAUGCACAAAAGAAAAGAUCAAGUUUAGGUUUUUGACAUUCCAUGUUUUCAAUGAACUAAAUAGGAACUCUACAAAGUGCAGGAGAUUAAAUUCAUUUGUCUAUUGCCAACCAUUACAUUCUAUAGAUUUCUAUAUCCUCAUAUGAAAUGAUGAUCUGUAUGAAUUUAGACUGUGUUGAUGUACAGCAAAAAGUAAAUAAAAAAAGGUUGAUGAGGUUUUAACGUUUUCGAUGAAUCUGUUAAUAAAAAAAUAUUGUCCUAAAAAAAAGAACUAAACUUUUUUUUUUUUUUUUGAAAAUAUUGCCAUGACAUAACAAAAUGUAAAAAUUAUGGACGUUUUAAAAUUUAAAAAAAUGGAUAUCAUUUUUUUUUUCAUGUUUCAGUAAUUGCUCUUAAAAAAUAUUUGGAACUUAAGGAGACAAAAAGUAUUUUUCCAUGGGUUAUUGUAUUUUUUAAAAAUUAUUUAAACAUAAUUUUGAUUAACUGUUGAUAUCUGACUAUAGACAUAAAAUAUAUGUCUAUGUAUCUGACACUAAUAAUUUCACAAAAAGUUGUGUCAAUAGUAAUUGUACGUUUUAAAGAGUUUAUUGCUCAUUUUUAUUUAUUUUGUUUUAGCAUUUUGAUUGUGCUAAAAGACUUGAGGUUUCAAAACAUUAUGUAAAAAAUUUGUGAAUCAGUUUUUUUGUUUAUUGUUGUUUGAAACUUAUCUAACCAGUAACAGUACAACAUUCUUUUGUUAUUAACAUUUUAAAUUUCAAUUUGUUGAUAUUGUCAUUGUGAGCCAAGUUCGCAUCAAAAUAAAUCGUCUACCAGAA
Biomphalaria glabrata is the source of this 8452-nucleotide messenger RNA. Its product is annotated as endoplasmic reticulum aminopeptidase 1-like. Gene Ontology annotation, molecular function: peptide binding; zinc ion binding; metalloaminopeptidase activity. Gene Ontology annotation, biological process: peptide catabolic process; proteolysis. Bases 237 to 3221 code for a protein of 994 amino acids. NCBI's taxonomy places the organism in Eukaryota, Metazoa, Mollusca, Gastropoda, Planorbidae. The transcript is spliced from 16 exons. The record is from RefSeq and is a predicted model, not a curated record. Gene Ontology annotation, cellular component: cytoplasm.